Ornithorhynchus anatinus (platypus) is the source of this 1079-nucleotide messenger RNA. It is a transcript of the gene DNAJB8, whose product is annotated as DnaJ heat shock protein family (Hsp40) member B8. Gene Ontology annotation, biological process: positive regulation of proteasomal ubiquitin-dependent protein catabolic process; protein refolding. Gene Ontology annotation, cellular component: cytosol; endoplasmic reticulum membrane. The transcript has a single exon. Gene Ontology annotation, molecular function: Hsp70 protein binding; ATPase activator activity. Lineage: Eukaryota; Metazoa; Chordata; Mammalia; Monotremata; Ornithorhynchidae. The coding region runs from base 266 to 967 and encodes 233 amino acids. The record is from RefSeq and is a predicted model, not a curated record.
CAAGUCAGUUGCCACAGUCAGAAGUGCCAGUGAGCAGCUGCAGGCCCACCUCAUUCCAUCUGGGCAACCUUUAAUAACAGGUUCCCUUUUGACAUCACUUCAGAAAGGUAGAGCAAACCACAUUGCCGAACGGAAGGAGGUCGGAACAUCAAGAGUCAUCUUCAAGAUCCACAGGAGCCUCCAGAUUUGGAUACAGAAGGCACAUCAGCCUGUCGAGAUAGGAAAUCAGGACACGUAUUCUAGCCUACUCUUGUCAACUUGGAGAAUGGCAAGCUACUAUGAGGUUCUCGGAGUGCAUUCGAGUGCUUCCCAAGAAGAGAUAAAGAAGGCCUACCGCAAGCAGGCCUUGAAGUGGCACCCAGAUAAGAACCCUAACAACAAAGAAGAGGCAGAGAAAAAAUUCAAACAAAUAUCUGAAGCGUACGAGGUACUUUCUGACGUUAAGAAGAGAUCCGUGUACGAUGGGGACUGCAAUGACGACUGGCGUGCUGGAGGAGGGGCCGGAGGAAAUUACAACAACUCUUUUGGAUCCGGAUAUACUUUUCGGAAUCCACAGGAUAUUUUUCAGGAGUUUUUUAAUGGAAUCGAUCCAUUUUCCUUCGAUUUCUGGGACAACCCCUUCAGUGCUGAUAGAGAUCGUGAUGGAAAUCGAGGCAGAACCAUGAGGGGACCUUUCUCAGCUGGUUUCGGAGAGUUUCCCACUUUCAUGGAAGCCUUUUCUACUUUGGACUCUCUGGGCCACGGCGGACGCACUACCUUCUCUUCCACGUCAUUUGGAGGUUCUGCUUCUGAUGAGUCUGUGUUCAAAUCAGUAAUGACAUCGACUGAAAUGAUUAAUGGCCGGAAGAUCACAACCAAGAGAACUGUUGAGAAUGGGGAGGACAGGAUCGAAGUGGAUGAGGAUGGCCAGUUGAAAUCGGUCAUCGUGAAUGGCAAGGAACAACUAAGGCCCAUGGAAAAGAAGUAACUUCCUGACCAUCCCUGCAACCAGCUGUGGUUAGAAAUUAGCAAUGGGACUCAUACCUUUCCUUAGUGGGCCUGGCCUAUUAAACACCACCACAAGUUCAUGACACAACCAA